AUGAAACUAGGCAUAGUAGAAAUAUUCGUACUUGAUCGGGAAUUCGAUAUCCAAACUCGGUUAAACCGGGAAAUCCUCGAGUUGAGCGAGGAUGGAGACGGGUAUGAGGAUGCAAUUCAAUUCCCUGAUGAGAAUGUGGACGUACCUACUCUUGGUAUUCAGCCACUUACCGGUGCAAACUACACUGCUUGGAAAGAUCAAUUAGAUCUUACUCUGGGGUACCUUGACCUUGACUAUGCCAUUCGUAAUGAUGAACCCGCUGCUAUUAUUGCGAACUCUACUGCAGAACAGAAAGCAGCAUUUGAGAAGUGGGACAAGGCGAAUCGGUUAUCACUUAUGACAGUCAAGAACUCUAUUCCCCUUGGUCUUCGAGGAGCUAUUCCUGAGUCUGACAAAGUCAAAGAUUACCUCAAAUCUGUUGAGGAUUACUUCCAGGGAUCGUCUAAAGCGCAUGCAAGCAGCUUAAUGCUAAAGAUGCUUACUCUGAAAUAUGAUGGAAGUAGCGGUGUCCGUGAACACAUAAUGAAAAUGAGUGACAUGGCGAACAAGCUUAAGACUCUCGAAAUGGAAGUCUCUGAUAAUUUUCUUGUGCAUUUCAUAAUGACAUCAUUGCCUGCUCAAUUUGAUGCCUUCAAAAUUAACUAUAAUGCUCAGAAAGAUAAAUUGAAGAUGGAGGAAGGGUAA
Messenger RNA from Erigeron canadensis, 684 nucleotides. RefSeq lists its product as uncharacterized. The record is from RefSeq and is a predicted model, not a curated record. The transcript has 3 exons. Lineage: Eukaryota; Viridiplantae; Streptophyta; Magnoliopsida; Asterales; Asteraceae. The coding region runs from base 1 to 684 and encodes 227 amino acids.